ACAGCACUUUGUAAAAAUAAAUCUGGUUGCACCAAAUCUCAAACUCCCAUAUCCGCAUGACGUGAAACGUCACCGCACCCACACGCUCCUUCCCAAAUCUAAUCACCCGAUGACGUGGAUCCUCACUUAUCCUUCCCUUUUUACUCUCCUUAAAACCGUCAAACUUUUACCUUAAUUCCAAUAUUGUCCCUUAAAAAACCCAUCCAACGCAGAUUAAACCCCCAAAAUCACUGUAUCACCAUACGUCCGAGAAACACUGAAUCUAAACUCCCCGCCAAAACAGAAAGUAAAUAAAAAUUUUAAAUAAUUAGUAUAAUAUUUUGAAAAUUUUCUUUUUGUGUCAUUUCAAAAUCUCUGUUUAUCUGAAGAAAAUUGUUUCGCCAUGGGCAAAGGCAAAGCUCCAAGGAGAACUCUCGAUUCUUAUACACUCAGGAACAUCAACAAAACAAUUAAAGCGGGAGAUUGUGUGUUGAUGCGACCGGCGGAGCGAUCGAAACCGCAAUACGUGGCGAGAAUCGAACGGAUCGAGGCGGACGCACGUGGUGGAAACGUGAAGGUGCACGUGAGGUGGUAUUAUCGGCCGGAGGAGUCGAUCGGAGGGAGGAGACAGUUCCAUGGUUCUAAGGAGGUUUUCUUGUCUGAUCAUUACGAUGUGCAGAGCGCUGAUACGAUCGAAGCGAAGUGUACGGUCCAUAGCUUCAAAAGCUAUACAAAGCUUGACGCCGUUGGAAACGACGAUUUCUUCUGUCGUUUCGAAUACAAUUCCGCCACCGGUGCUUUCAACCCCGAUCGCGUCGCCGUUUAUUGCAAAUGUGAGAUGCCUUACAAUCCUGAUGAUCUUAUGGUUCAGUGUGAAGGUUGCAGUGACUGGUUUCACCCUGCUUGUAUAGAAAUGACAGCAGAAGAGGUGAAAUUACUCGAUCACUAUUUUUGUGAAACUUGUUUAUCCGAAGAUCCGAAGAAGUUGCAGAAUUCCCUUGCCUCUUCCGUAGACUUGGAUACAAAGGUGGAUGCAAAAAAACGACGACGGAGGUGAAAAAGAAUGUACAUAAACUUCUAGUGUUUUAGUUGAGAGACGAUAGUUUUAAUUUUUACCACGAUGGUUGAGUUUGAGACUGACUGACUUAGCUGGUUUGAAAACCUUUAUGGUUUUUUUUUUUUUUUUAUGCCAUAUGUAUGUAUCUGGAUUGUAAAUUAAGGUUGUAUUGUAUGUUAUAUAAAACUUCACUGUUUCUCUACCUUUGGUGCAGUGAUUAUAUGUCGAAAUUCAAAUUUCGGAUUUUUUACCGAGAUAA
Molecule: messenger RNA, 1295 nt
Organism: Gossypium arboreum
Lineage: Eukaryota; Viridiplantae; Streptophyta; Magnoliopsida; Malvales; Malvaceae
Product: chromatin remodeling protein SHL-like
Exons: 5
Coding region: 383-1036 (217 amino acids)
Molecular function (GO): chromatin binding
Source: RefSeq, a predicted model, not a curated record